AGGCCGCGGUGUCGUUUGGGUAACAACACAAAUGUAGCUUUGAGCUGUUUAGGUUUUCGGCUAAUAACCACGGUUUAUUAACAGUAGAAUGAAUCAGGAUUUUUAUUUUAGUUUCAGAAGUAAAGGUUAACCUUGUUGUAAAUAUGUAUCGUCAAAGAGUUCCGAGAGGAUAACCCAUUGUUCUUAAAUAAGAUCUAUGUAAAUUGGCUGAGCUAGCGGCUACUUUAGCUUUGAGAGGAAAACAUCCAGCUGUUACUUUGAAGCUCACAUUUCGUGAUAAAGUAGUCAAGAAAUCAUGUACUAUGUAAUGGCAAUCACAAAAGCCGCUGCCUGACGCGUUUGCUCGGACAGAUAUCCCGAGAAUCGGUUUAAUUGUGUGAAAGCUGAAGAACCCUUGGGACCUUACAAACAUGGAAGCAAAAACUGAGAAUGUUGACAACGACGACAUUGUGAUCAUUGUGGAGAAUGAAGCGGAGAGUUUGCCAGCAGAGGAGGAGAGGCUCAAGCAACAAGGGGCCUUUGGUCUAAUGGACACUUGUCCCAUCUGCAAACUGAGUUUCCACAACAGAGAGCCUAAACUCCUCCCGUGUCUUCACUCCUUCUGCAAAAGAUGUCUUCCAGCUCCGUACAGGAGCGCAGAGCCGAGGAGGGACCUGCAGACGCAUCCUGAUAAUGCCAAACCACUGGGUGCAAUCCUAUGUCCUGUAUGCAAGCAGGAGUGCUGGGAACUAGAUGUGUUGGAUAACUUCUUUGUCAAAGACUCUGCGGAAGCCCCAAGCAGCACAAUGGAAAAAAACAGCCAGGUGUGCAUGAGCUGUGAAGACAACACAGAAGCGACUGGUUACUGCAUUGAGUGUGUGGAGUUUCUGUGCGUUACAUGCAUUGAGGCUCAUCAAAGAGUCAAGUUUACAAGAGAUCACACAAUUCGCCAGAAGCAAGACAUGUCUCCAGAAUCAUUAGACAUCUCCACACAGCGACCUGUGUUCUGUGAUAUUCAUAAACAGGAACCUCUCAAACUCUUCUGUGAAACAUGUGACCGGCUCACGUGUCGAGACUGUCAGCUCCUCAGACACAAGGAUCACAACUACCAGUUUCUAGAAGAUGCAUACAGAAACCACAAGCAGUAUCUUGAACAUAUGACACAGCAGUUACAAGAGAAAAGAAAAACUAUUGAGGAAGUGUCCAACUACAUCACAAAUGGACUUCAACAGGUUGAAGAAAAUCGAAAGGGCGUCACGAAUGAAAUAAAAAAAUCUAUCUGUAACCUCAUAAUGGAGAUAAACCGAAAAGGCAAGAUACUCAUUAACCAGCUUGAGGCACUAACCAAGGAUCAUGAGCUGGGUUUGAAAAAGCAGCAGGAUGAUGUGAGCUCUUUAAGCAAACAUUUGGACCAUGUUAUCAGGUUUACUAAAUGGGCCACAGCCAGUCACAGCGGAACAGCUCUUCUUUACUGCAAAAGAUUGAUCUUGUAUCAGAUUCAUUACUUGAUGCGUUCCAACUGCAGCCCGUCGUUAAUCCCUCAGAGUUCAGUUCGAUUCCAGUGCCGCUCUGGAUUUUGGGCUACAAAUGUAGACCUUGGUACUCUGGUUGUGGAGAGGGGUACGGCUCGCCCCCCUCUGACAAACCCAACAGUCGGCCCCAGAAUCGAGGCGCCCCCAAGUGGACUUACAAUGUCAGCUCAGCAACGUCAGACUACACUAGCUCAGCUCCAGAUGCAGGUGGACAAAAUCUCCCAACAGCCCCCUAGGCAGCCUGCUCCAAACCAAUGGCCGUGGUAUCAAAAUAUGCGCCUCCCGGGACCCCUUGGCUCUCCAAACACGAGGCCUGUCCACGGAGGCUCUUCCCCGUCCCAGUCCGGAGCAGCUCCCACUUUAGUUCAGAUGGGACGGAGGUAUGGGAGCGCUCAGACCGCGACAAGGAGCCCCACGUCCACCAUGUUCAACAGCAACAGUUUUCCUCCUCCUCAGAGCGUUCCCCGGUACACACAGCCACUCCAGCCUGGAACAGUUACACAGGCUUCGCUACAGCAGCGAGGGCAACCAGACUUUCUGAGAAGGAGUGAGCCAGGUGCUUCCCUUCCUUCUGUAACCAUAUCAGUCCCCAAACCCAGCGUCUUAACAGCCCAGGCCUUGAAUACAACCACCCUCAACACAGUUCAGGCAAUGCAGAGUUCCUCACUGAUCAAGCCCUCUACAACAGACCGGCAAACAGGAACAGUAUCGUGGAAGCCUCCGUCUGAGACUUCUCCUGCUGCAAAACGUCGAAGGAGAUUAUCCCCUGGACCAAUCAUCGUCAUCAAGGACGAGCCAGAAGACGAGGAUGAAGUCAGCUUUGUUCAGUCCAGUGUAGGCUCCAGUCUUCCUGACAGCAGCACGCCAGCGAAGUCCAAACCUCGCCCUCCGCAGAAGACCUGUCCCUCGGUGAAGGUGACUAUCCCAGUGUCCAGCAAACCCUCUGAGAAGGCCACGCCCCAAACCGAGAAGGGGGCCGAGCCAGAGGACGACCCCAACGAGGACUGGUGCGCCGUCUGUCAGAACGGAGGGGAACUGCUCUGUUGCGACAAAUGCCCCAAAGUGUUUCACCUCAACUGCCACAUCCCAACGCUUAACGAGUCGCCAAGUGGUGAGUGGUACUGCUCUCUCUGCCGAAAUUUGGAGGCUCCUGAAAUGGAGUACGUCUCUGACCGGAAAGACGAUCCCGGGACUGAGAAAUUCCCCAUUGUUGACAGGAGGAAAUGUGAGCGGCUACUACUGCGAAUGUUCUGCAAUGACAUAAGCACGGACUUCCAGCAACCUGCCUCCCCAGCGGAAAGUAAAAAAUACAAGGAACUCAUCACAACACCGAUGGAUUUGUCGAUUGUGAAGAAGAGGCUGGAGGCCAAGUCCAGUGACAGCGAGUGUUACACCUGUCCUGAGGGUUUCGUGUCAGACGUGAGGCUCAUAUUCAUCAACUGUGCAAAAUACUACAAGGCUACGUCAGAGGUGGGCAGUGCUGGGCUCUACCUGGAGGAGUACUUUGAGGAACAGCUGAAGCUUGUGUAUCCAGACAAAGUGUUCCCAGGUGGGAGAGAGGAAGGCAUGAUCCCGCCUUUAGAGGACGAGAUAGAAGAGGAAGAAACAGAAAUUCCACAAAAAGAAGAGACAGACGCAGACAUCACAGACAAAAGCCCACCUAGCGUCAGUGAUGAAAAACUAGACAAUCCUACGGAAAACGAGGUACCUGAAGAGGCUGUGGCAACUGAGAAAGAAGAACAAGCAGCUGUAGAUGACAAGACAGAGGAGAAGUCAAGUUCACCAAUCGAAAAUGUGCUGGAAAAAGACAUUGCACUUUCAAAUGAGGAAUCCACGACGAAAGAGGCUGAACCAGAAACUGAAAUGAAAGACGCGGAAUGCUCUCCAGAGGUGAAAAACGAAGAAAUUGACAAAUCACUUGAAAUUGCACAACCAGAGGAAAAAGCAACACCACCUCCUUUAGAAAAUACUGUUAAAUCUGAAACAAUUGAGUCCAGUGACAUGGAUGCACCAAAAGAAGAACAAGAAGAAGAAAAAGAAGAAGAGGAGGAGAAGAAAAGUUAGUUAGAAUUUGUCAUUAAAAGGUGCACUGUGUAACUUUUCUAGUAGAGGUUAUGCCACCUGCUUGAGUCCAUGUACAUGUUAUUGUUUUUCUCUAUAGUAUGUUAAUUUAAUUUAACUAUCACCAUGGAGACGAGCAGCCCACGUCACCAGGCCAAGUUACAGGUCAGAUCUGUGUAGAAGUGGGACCUAUCGCAGAAAUAAUGUUUUUUUUUGUGGUAGUUUAUACAAUACAAGUACAAAUACAAGUUAUAUUUGUUUAAUGCCACUGCGGAACAUCCCAGGCAUAGCAAUAAUAUCACCAUGGAGACAAGCAGAUGGCGGAUGCUCCAGCACUGUGUAACUUUUCUGAUGAAUCUUCUGCCACCUGCUCAUCUCCAAUAUUUGCUGUUUUGCCAAAAGCAGGGGUUUUCAGAUUGGGUGGAUGUGAGCCUCCCAUUAGAGUAAAGAAACCUGAGCCCCCCCCCCCCCCCCCCCCCCUUUGCCCAAAUUCCCAUCCGCCUGCCCUCCCCCACACAGGACUUUGAAGUAAAUUCAUCUUUUGUGUUUCUGGCAAUUAUGAGUUUCAGUAACAGCUGAUAUACGUUUUAAUAUUGUAUUUUCACAUAUGUAUAUUUUUAAAGUGCUUUCAUAAACCAUUUUUGUAACAGCAAAUCAUUUUCAAUGUCAUGCAGGCCUUAUUGAGACGACUUUUAACAUCACUGAACAUCAGGAGGUCACAGGAAUAAACCAGGUUUAAACCAGGUCUAAACCAGGUCUAAACCAGGUCUAAACCAGGUCCAAACCAGGUCCAAACCAGUUUCAAACCAGGUUCAAACCAGGACUAAACCAGGACUAAACCAGGACUAAACCAGGAAAAAACCAGGUCCAAACCAGGUCCAAACCAGGUCCAAGCCAGGACUAAACCAGGACUAAACCAGGUCCAAACCACAUCCAAACCAAGUCCAAACCAGGACUAAACCAGGUCCAAACCAGGUCCAAGCCAGGACUAAACCAGGACUAAACCAGGUCCAAACCACAUCCAAACCAGGACUAAACUAGGUCCAAACCAUGGCUACACCAGGGCUAAACCAAGUCCAAACCAGGACUAAACCAGGUCCAAACCAGGACUAAAUCAGGACUAAACCAGGUCCAAACCAGGACUAAACCAGGACUAAACCAGGACUAAAUCAGGACUAAACCAGGUCCAAACCAGAUCCAAACCAGGACUAAUCCAGGUAUAAACCAGGACUAAACCGGGUCUAAACUAGAACUAAACCAGGACUAAUUUUGAACUUAAUAGAGAGAGAGAGAGAGAGAGAGACCCCCGAGCCCGUGGAGCACGGUGUCCGGCAAAAUGCGAUCGGGUAAUGGCUUCAGUUAGCCCCGUGGGAGCUCUGUGCCGGUCCUUUCUGCUGCGGUCACCCGACGUCUACACAGGCACACCUCCGGUCCCACCUCGACACUCAGUCCUGGUGCAAUUCUGGUUUAGUCCACGUUUUGUCCCCAUGUGUUGCUCUCCCCACUGGCUCUUUGGCGCCCUCUAGGGGAGGUGGGCCUCACCUAUUGAAAACCGCUGGCCUAGAAUAUUCCACAGUAAAGCAUUAACUUUCUAUCUUGCAUUCAUUGAAUUACAGAUGCUUUUAGUAAAUACCUCUAUAUAUCAGUGGUGUCUCUUCUCCACAGAUUUGAACUGUAACUUGGUCUUGAGUUCUGCUCAUUUCCAUGGAGAUAAGUCUAAUAUCACCAUUUGGAAGAUUAAUUUCAUUACAGGUGUUUUUAGUACGUACCUUACUGUAAGUGCUCUCCUCUCCACAGACUGUAACUGUAACUCAGUCUUCAGGUGUUAUCUUCUUGUCUCUGUGGAGAUAGAUAGGUUUAAUGUCACACUGUGAAACAUUCUUUUCAUUCAAUUGCAGAUGUUUUUAUUAAAUAUUUUUCUGUAAGUGCUCUCUUCUUCACAGAUCGAAACUCUUCGUUAGUGUUGAGGUGUUUUCUGCUCGUCUCCAUGGAGAUAGAUAGGUUUAAUGUCACACUGCGGAACAUUCCAGACAAAGCCAUAACAUGUCCGUGGAUUGGAAUGAAGCAGGUGGCAGAACCUUCACCAGAAAAGUUACACAGUGUAUCUUUAAAGUUUGUGACGUUUGAAUUAGUUGAGUCUUCCACUUAAAAUGCUGCAAUGGGACCUUUGAGUUUUUGUACAAUGUUUGAAAUAGGAACUGUUUUGUACAUAAUGAGUCGAAACCCUCUUUGUAUGAUAUAAUUUUAUGUAUGUAACUAGGACAUACUGUUUGGUGAAGUGUCGUGUUGCAUAAAAUAUUGUACAUUUUCGUAUUUGCGUCUCACUUGUACAUAGAGGCUUGACUGUUGCACUAAAGCUCCAGAUGAGAUAUAGGAUGACAAUUGCAUGCAGAUUUGUCUUUGCUAUGUUUUUAUUUUUUAUGUAAUUUUUAUUAUUAUUCAGCUUGUUUGAAAAUAUGAAUUAUACCCUGAUUUGUUUUUCCUUGUG
This is a messenger RNA of Boleophthalmus pectinirostris (great blue-spotted mudskipper), 6060 nucleotides long. It is a transcript of the gene trim24, whose product is annotated as tripartite motif containing 24. The record is from RefSeq and is a predicted model, not a curated record. The transcript is spliced from 19 exons. The coding region runs from base 411 to 3575 and encodes 1054 amino acids. Gene Ontology annotation, molecular function: protein binding; zinc ion binding. NCBI's taxonomy places the organism in Eukaryota, Metazoa, Chordata, Actinopteri, Gobiiformes, Gobiidae.